UUUUAUGACAAAAAUAGCAUGUUCUAUUCAUUUUAAUGACAAAUAGCUUGCUACUUUCAAUGUUUAACCUCUAGGAGGAAAUCAGUUGAGAUGAUUAUGUAACCAAAUGGAUUUCAUGAAAUGCUUCACUGAAUAGGACUCUACUGCUCUCUCUGUAUCAAAAGUUAUUUAAUAAUUUUAAAAUUGGGCUCAUAAGGUGCCAGCAUUUGAAGAACAGAUUCAUAGCAAUGUGGUUGUGGCUUAUGCAAUGGAUCUAUUGGAUCUUGUACAAAAAGUGUUAAAUGCAUGUGUUCGUCAAAAAAAUCUAGAAGGGGCAUUUUGGGUAUUGCAGCAGCUAAAGGAACAGGGACAACAACCUAAUACCAUAACAUAUGGACUCAUAAUGGAGGUAUUCACAUUGUUAUCGUCUUGUUUUCUUUUCUUUAACUUAUAUUUAUAUUUAUAUUACCUUGUUUUUUAUAUGGUGCUAAAGGUAAUGCUUCCAUGUGAAAAGUAUAAUCUUGUUCAUGAGUUUUUCAAAAAAAAUGCAGAAAUCAUUUAUUCCAAAUUCAUUAACUUACAAAGUUGUUGUGAAUACACUCUGGAAAGAAGGGAGAAUUGAUGAGGCGUUUGCAGCCAUUGAAGAUAUGGAAAGAUGUGGAAUAGUUGGUUCAGCAGCAGUUUAUUAUGACCUUGCUAUAUGCUUAUGUAGUGCAGGAGGAUGCAAUGAGGCUCUUAUACAACUGGGGUUAGUAAUUGAUCUUACAAAUACGUCUCGUUAUUAUUCUAUGAAUGAUUGGAAGAAAGAAGGCAUCAAGUAUGUUAUGGAAGUUGAAGUUAUUUAUGGUAGUGAUCUUGAUACUUCUGUUUAUGGUAGUGGGUUUCCACGUGCAUCUGAUGAAAGACCAUCACCAUUGGUGGUUCAAUCAAUGUCAUUUAGUAAUAUUUGGAAAUACAGCCUCUUAAUCCUUCUGAGGGGGUGUUUGUUGGGCUGCUUCUUUCAAUGUCAUUAAGGGCUGCUUCUUUCAAUGUCAUUAACAACAGUGGUUUUGAAGUUUUUGAUCGAAAAGAAUAGUGUUAAUGCUCUUCAUAGAAAAGUAUAUUGGUAGUUUAGGAAAUUUGGCGAAUAAUUUAGUUAAUUAUAUAAAAAAUAUUGAAAUGUUACAUUUGUCUAUUAUUGGAAUGAUUAUUUGUAUGACAUUAAAUUUUGUGCAAUAUAUUGUA
Lactuca sativa (garden lettuce) is the source of this 1203-nucleotide messenger RNA. The record is from RefSeq and is a predicted model, not a curated record. Lineage: Eukaryota; Viridiplantae; Streptophyta; Magnoliopsida; Asterales; Asteraceae.